Pseudonaja textilis is the source of this 1940-nucleotide messenger RNA. Lineage: Eukaryota; Metazoa; Chordata; Lepidosauria; Squamata; Elapidae. The record is from RefSeq and is a predicted model, not a curated record.
GGCGAGGAGCGGCGGCGGCGGCGGCGGAGCGACGGGAGGCAGCGAGCAGAAGCGGCCGCGCAGCCGGGCAGGCCGCACCGACCCGCCGACGGAGCCCCAGCCGGCCGGCCGGCGGUCAGCAGGAGCAGAGACAUGAAGGCAGGCUGUCCCAUUGUGGAGAAACCAGAAGGAGGAGGAGGCUACCAUUUCCCUGACUGGGCGUACAAGACCGAAUCCAGCCCGGGCUCCCGCCAGAUCCAGCUCUGGCACUUCAUCCUGGAGCUGCUGCAGAAGGAGGAGUUCCGGCACGUGAUCGCCUGGCAGCAGGGGGAAUACGGGGAGUUUGUCAUCAAGGACCCGGACGAGGUGGCCCGGCUGUGGGGCCGGAGGAAAUGCAAGCCCCAGAUGAACUACGACAAGCUGAGCCGGGCUCUCAGGUACUACUACAACAAGCGGAUCCUGCACAAGACGAAAGGCAAGAGGUUCACCUACAAGUUCAACUUCAACAAACUGGUGAUGCCCAGUUACCCCUUCCUUAACAUCUGCCCCACCGGCGCCGUGCCACAGAGCGCCCCUCCGGUGCCCACGGCUUCGUCCCGCUUCCACUUCUCCCUGGAGGGCCAGUCGCCCAGCGAGGACUCCCAGCCGGGCUGCUUCUCGGGCAGAGCCCUGGGGCCCCCGGGACAGGAGGCACUCAGCAAUGGCAGCGCGGACGAGAAGGCGUCUCCGGCGCUGGAGCUGGACGGGGCCUCUCCGGAUUGGCACCGCAGGGUCGACCUCCUGGCCUCCCGCAACACGGCGGCCGCCCCGGGCACCGUCGACCACCCGAAGCGCAAGUCGGACCUGGUGCUGCCCCUCUUCGGCCGGGCCGGCCUCUACCCAGACGCCCACAGCCCCUUUGCCGGGUCGCCCCUCCCUCCCCGCGGAAGGGUGCUCAACGUGCCCCUCUCCCCCGCCCUGUCGCUGACCCCCACCCUCUUCUCCUACAGCCCCUCCUCGGCCAUGAGCCCCUUCACGCCGGGCGGCAGCAGCUGCUUCUCCUUCAGCCCUGAGGAGAUGAAGCACUACCUGCACUCCCAGGCCUGCUCCGUCUUCAACUACCACCUCAGCCCCCGGACCUUCCCACGCUACCCGGGCCUCCUCCUCCCGCCCCUGCCCUGCCAGCCGGCCCCCCCCGAGGAGCAGCCGCCCUUCCCCAUCAAGCUGCAGCCCCCGCCCGCCGGGCGCAAACACCGGGAGCGCCACGAGAGCGAGGGGGCCAGCGGGCAGCCCCUGCCGGCGCCCCGCAUCAAGCUGGAGCGGCCUUUGGCGGAGGAGCCCGGCGACACUGACUCCUCCGAGAGGGUCCCGGCCGGGCGGGAGGAGAGCGAGGCCGCGGCCCCUGCAGCCCAACGCCCGGAGCUGCUGCGGGAAAAGACGCUCUUCCUGCACCCGUCCGCCCCGGCUUGGCCGGGCGUUUCCGUGGUGCCUGGCCUGGCCAAGAAGCUCAAGCAGGAGGAAGGGGCCGCUGAGAAGCCCCCCGCCCAGGAGCCCAGGGGGGAGCCGGGGGCCCCGGAGAGGAGGGAGGACGCCCUCAUGCCCCCCAAGCUGCGCCUGAAGCGUCGCUGGAACGGGGACCGGCUGGCGGGAGACCCCGAGGAGACCCCCGGCAGGAAGGCCUCCUGGGCCGGCGGCCUGGACACGCCCCACAUCCUGCUGGCCCCCAAGGCUGCGGUGGAUACUUAGGGCGGGGGGGGCGGGCGGGUUGGGAUGCGGCCACCCAAGGUGUCAUGUAGCAAGGUUUUCCUGGCUGGGGGGGCAGGAGGGCGGCGAGGAGGGCUUCACUAAACGUGCGGGGGUGGGGGUGGGGGUUGCUUUGUGUGUGUGUGUGUGUGUGUGUGUGUGUGUGUAUAUGCGUGUGCCCGCGUGCGCAUUGCAGGUGAAAUGCAGUUUUUCAUGUCCUGAGGGUGGCUUGCAAGCCC